Molecule: messenger RNA, 2342 nt
Organism: Pelmatolapia mariae (spotted tilapia)
Lineage: Eukaryota; Metazoa; Chordata; Actinopteri; Cichliformes; Cichlidae
Gene: ttpa
Product: tocopherol (alpha) transfer protein
Exons: 5
Coding region: 127-969 (280 amino acids)
Biological process (GO): vitamin transport; vitamin E metabolic process
Cellular component (GO): late endosome; membrane
Molecular function (GO): lipid transfer activity; phosphatidylinositol bisphosphate binding; vitamin E binding
Source: RefSeq, a predicted model, not a curated record
CACAUCACUAGCGGUGCCUCUGAGCAAGGCACUCAAAGUCCAGCUGCUCGUCACAGCUGUCUCCUCCUCCUGUCUUUGGCUGAAGGCUGCCUCCAGCAGUGAAAUGUAAGCGGACCUGAGGGCAGCAUGAACGGACCUCAGCUCAGCGAACUGCCGGACGACUCGGAGCAGCUCAGGCCGUACAUCAGCCGCCUGAGGCGGGGAGCGCUGCGGGCCGGCGAGCUGUCCGCUGUCGGGAGCUUAUCCAGCGGCUUUCUCCUUAGGUUUCUGCGGGCCAGAGACUUCGACAUGGAGCUCUCCCUCAAGCUCUUGCUCAACUACCAGCGGUGGCGAAGGGAAAGUCCUGAGAUCAGCAGCUGUCUGUCUCCUUCCUCUGUGCUCGGCCUCCUCAACACGUCGUACCACGCUGUGCUCCCGCAGCGAGACUGCACAGGCAGCAGGGUGCUCGUCUACAGGAUUGGGCAGUGGAACCCAAAAGACUGGUCAGCCUUCCAGGUAUUCAGAGUCAGCCUGAUGACAUCCGAGAUCAUCUCAAGGGAGAACGAGACACAAAGGCAGGGUGUGAAGGCCGUAUUUGACCUCGCGGGGUGGAGUUUAAGUCAUGCCCUGCAGAUUAACCCUUCGCUUGCCAGAAAGAUUUCAUCUGUGCUUUCGGACUCUUUCCCACUGAAGGUCAGAGGAAUCCACCUGGUCAAUGAACCGAUGUUCUUCCGUCCGGUCUUUGCUAUGCUUCGUCCCUUCUUGCCUGAUAAAAUCAAGCAGAGGAUCCAUAUGCACGGCUCUGAUUUCCGAGAUUCUUUAAGUGGCUUCUUCUCGUCACACAUUCUGCCUCCAGAAUAUGGAGGGCAUGGGCCUGGAAUAACACAAGUGUGUCAAGACUGGACCAAUCACCUGCUUCUAUCAGAGAACCUCCUGCAGCAGAUUGCUGCCCACCCAACGGGUGACAUCACAGUGACCCCUGAUGACUGAUCACAGAGGAAGGCGGGACUCUGUGAAAGAUGAUGAUUGGACCUUUGGGUGGCUGACUCACAUAUAUGUUGCGGGUUUGUACACAUGUCUAAGAUCUCUGCAGUACUUGUUGUGGAAGUUGGCUGAAGUGAGAGAGCUGAAAUGCCCGUGCUGUUUCAUGUUCACGCCACAGCCGACCAAUUUUUAAGAACAAUAACAAUACUGAUAUUAUUAUGUCAUGAUUUAAAAAUCAUAUUUUUGAUAGAUCUGCUGAUUUUGUUUCUGUUAUCAUUUUUUAUUUGUUACAUUACUCACAUUAUGUUAUAAGUAGUUAUUUAUUUAUUUAGCCUCUGCCCAACUUAGCUAUAAUCAGCUGAUUGUUGUGUUUCCCACACAGUUUUCAAAUUUUAAACCUUCCCUUUGGGCAACAGGAACAAAUCACCAAAGAGUUAAUAUGGGCCCAAUCACUAAGGCUUUUUAGUGAAUGCAUAUUGUUUUACUCAGAGUUUUUCAAACAUUUAGGAGCUUGAUGUAAGUCACGUAUCUGGGAAUAGUGCUGUGUUGUAAUUUCAUCGUCAUAUUAAUGUUGCUCCAGGACCAUCUCUGUAAACGAUGAGUCACGCUGUUUUGAUAUUUAGUCAAAGGAUCCUGCAAUAAAAAAAGCACUACUCUUAGUGUUGUGGAAGGCGUAAAAGUAGGGCAACAAAAUCUGUGUCAGUCACACUGCAUACAUGGGAUAAAUGCUGGAUGUUGUGUAGACGGCUUUGGUCUCGGUGCUUUAUAACAAAGGCACAUUAAGUAAACUCACUCAUCUAGAUUCUAGUAAGAUUUAAAGAAAGCUGCCAGCUCGGCCUUACUGAACAUCCCCAACAUGUUCAUGUCAUUUGUUACCUUUUAGAUAACGUCAUAUGUCAGGUAUUAAUGGCUCUCAGCUAUACGAGUGUGCAAAGGUUUUAGGCAGCUGUAAACAAAGAACGCGUUCAGAAAUAUAGAUGAUUGUUUACUGGCCCCAAAUGUAUCCUGCAAAAGGACAACGAGCCCAAACACACAGCCAGAGUCAUUAAGAACUAUCUUCAGUGUAAAGAAGAACCAGAAGUACUGAAGUGAUGGUACGGCCCCCACAGAGCCCUGAUCCCAACAUCACGGAGUGUGUCUGGGAUUACAUGAAGGAUGUGAGGAAGCUGCAUCCACAGAAGAUCUGUGCUUAGUCCUCUGAGAUGUUUGGAACAACCUACCAGCCGAGUUCCUUCAAACUGUGUGCAUGUGGACCUAGAAGAAGGCAAAGGGCGGUCCCACCAACAUGGAUGUGAUUCUCUUUUGUUCAUUCACUGCAUUUUGUUGAUGGAUGAAAAUAAAUGGUAACACUUUUAUUUUUGAAAGCAUUCUUUGUCACA